GAUAGAGAGAGAAAGCUAGACCUCUCUCUCUCUCUCUCUCUCUCUCUCUCUCUCUCUCUGUAAUCUCCUGAGCUCAAUGCUUAAUUUCGUAUGCGUUCUUCGCUUGACUCGCAGAAGUCAGAACCAAAGAAAAAGGAAAGGAAAAGAAUUCCGCAGGUGAAGGAAGAAAACUUCAAUUCGCGAUAGAAUAUUAUCUCCAAGUCUUCUGUCCUCACUUUUUCUUCAUCGCUGUUGUCUGCUGCAUUCUUAUCAUUAUUAUUAUUUUUCAAAGGAUUUCCUGAUCGAGAUUGCGGACGUCUGUACUCAGAAUUGCGCCAUGACUUAUCACAACGCAGAUGCUUCUCAGGGAGAAGGUGCUAAUUUUCCUCUUCAGCCUCCUGAUUCCACUGAUCACCAGCUGCAGUAUCACAAUUUUUAUAAGGUUUACAAAUGCGGCCCCCUUUUUGUAUCAUCUAAAGGUAUUGGAUGGACAUCAUGGAAGAAAAGAUGGUUCAUUUUAACACAUACUUCAUUGAUCUUCUUUAGAAGUGAUCCUACUAUUUCACCUCAAAAACCAGGUGAAGUAAAUUUAAUACUUGGUGCUAUUGAUCUUAACAGUUCAGGCAGUGUGGUUGUCAAAGAAGAUAAAAAACUCUUGACCGUGCUCUUUCCUGAUGGUCGUGAUGGGCGAACUUUUAAGGCUGAAACAUUAGAAGAAUUGCUUGAGUGGAGGGUUGCACUAGAAGAGGCUUUAGCAAAUGUACCUAGUGUUGCUCUUGUGAUUGGACAAAAUGGAAUGCUCAGGAAUGAUCAGGUCAAUGCAACUGAUGUUUCUUCAGAAAAAUCUAAGGAUAGACAACCUGUUUUACUUGCUUUGGAAGAUAUUGAUGGAAAUCCAUCUUUCUUGGAGAAAGCCCUUCAGUUCAUAGAAAAGCAUGGAGUUAAAAUUGAAGGCAUCUUGCGACAAGCUGCAGAUGUUGACGAUGUUGAGUGCCGAAUUCGAGAGUACAAACAAGGGAAAGUUGAAUUUUAUCCAGAUGAAGAUGCACAUAUCAUUGGUGACUGUGUCAAGUAUAUCCUCCGAGAAAUGCCGUCAUCUCCAGUUCCUGCAUCUUGCUGCAAUGCCUUGCUUGAAGCGUUUCGAACUGAUAGAGGUAAGAGAGUUAGUGCUAUGCGUUCAGCUAUAAUGGAGAUGUUUCCAGAACCAAAUCGUCGUUUGUUACAAAGAAUGCUCAUAAUGAUGAAAAAUGUGGUAACUCACAAGGAUAUGAAUAGAAUGAGCACAACAGCUGUGGCAGCUUGCAUGGCACCUUUACUUCUACACCCUCUUUUAGCUGGAGAUUGUGAAAUUGAUCAUAACUUUGACAUGGGAGGUGGUGGAUCUGUUCAACUUCUAAAGGCUGCUGCAGCAGCAGCAAACCAUGCUCAAGCUAUUGUUAUCACUUUGCUAGAGGAAUAUGAUAAUAUAUUUGGGGGAGGUUCUCUUUCUGGGUCACCUGAACAGUAUUCUGGGUCAGAUGGUAGUGGAACUGGGAGCAAAGAAUAUACUAAUGAUGUUGAUCAUGAUGAACGGUAUGGAGGUGAUGGCUCUGUUGAGAAUAUAGAUGAUGAUUCAGAUAAUGCAUCUGCUGCUACCACCAACCAGACUGGAGAAAAUGAAGUUACUAAUGAGAGCCCCAGAGAUGGUAAUUUAGUCUCCAAGUCUUCUGAAGUAAGCAAUGCUGUUGAAGUUGAUAAAGUGCCACCAAGAAAACCUCCUCGAACUUCUCUCUGGCAUGAAAGGAAGGAAGGGAUUGAUAGUGCUCCAAGCCAUGGGGAUGUUUGCGCUACACCAGAAAAUGAAUCCAGUGAAUUAUUCAAAACUGGAUCUGCUGAAACAUCCACGUUUCUAAAGUCCAUAGACGUGCAUAAUGGGCCUAUACUGCACCUUCGGUGGAAAUCCAUCUUCAGGCGUAGAAUUGGUAGAAAGAACCUUUCCAUGGAGUCUAUUGAUGUUGCAUUUGAUGAUGAAGAUGAAAUCCAGAGACUGGAGGCCACCAAAACUGUCUUGCAAAACAGAAUUGCUGAGGAGGCUAAGAGGAAUGCACUUCUGCAAGAAAACUUGGAGAAACGAAAGAAUGCUUUGCUUGAGUGCCGUCUAGCUCUUGAGAAAGAUGUGGCGAGGCUUCAGGAACAAUUGCAGAAGGAAAGGGAAUUUAGUAUGGUACUGGAAGCUGGACAUGAGAAUUUUCAAGGGUCAUUGCCUGUUUCUAGUAGUACUGAUGAAACAAAUGCAGAGCCGAAGGAGAUUGCUCCUAUGGAGGCAGAUAUUAUCAAGCUGAAACAGAGGGAUAAUGAUCAUCCAGCGCUGCUUAAUAAACAAUGCCAACAAUCAGAGUUUGGUAUUGAUGUGGUCAAUCCACCAAAAGCUUUAUAUUUUCAAGAAGUAGAGGAUAAACAGAGGGAUGAGGAUAGCCUUGCUACAUCACAAGCUCAUGAGAAGUCAGAGAGUAGUAAGAAUGGUACUUGCUUGAACAAUGCAGAAAGUGAAAGAGACAUGAAACAAGAAUCUCACUUGUCAGAUAAACAGAAUUCACAGAGUAAGCAAUCAGAUUCAGUACAUUAUCCCAACACUUCUGGGGCUUCAAUUAUUCUCAAGAAUUCUGGUUCAAAGGAGGGAGGUAAUACCGCACUGUCCAAGCUAAGAAACAGGAUCAACUUCUUGAGGGAGAGCCGCCGCACUCAAAUUACAAAUGAGCCUAAAACUUUGGACAAUGGCAGAAAUUCUGGACAAUCUAUCCAAACCCUUAAAAGAAAUGGAUCAGCAUCAGAAUCAGAUCUUCACCAAAUCACUUCUGAAAACAAGAUGAUGCUGUAAAGUAUUGGAUCAAAAUAGCGCCUAAUCAUUUUGCUUUUGGAGUUUCGGUUAGUUACUUAGCUUAUUACAGUCCUAUACAAAGAACUCACCUGCAGGCUGAAACUCUGAAAACCCCAAGUUUUGUUUUCAGGUAAUGUUCAGUAAUGUUCUUGAGUUCAAUUUAGUCGUCGAAAAUUAUUAUCAU
Ipomoea nil (Japanese morning glory) is the source of this 3020-nucleotide messenger RNA. Its product is annotated as rho GTPase-activating protein REN1-like. The coding region runs from base 317 to 2836 and encodes 839 amino acids. The record is from RefSeq and is a predicted model, not a curated record. Gene Ontology annotation, biological process: signal transduction. The transcript is spliced from 24 exons. NCBI's taxonomy places the organism in Eukaryota, Viridiplantae, Streptophyta, Magnoliopsida, Solanales, Convolvulaceae.